This is a messenger RNA of Pyricularia oryzae 70-15, 3701 nucleotides long. RefSeq names its product glycerol-3-phosphate dehydrogenase. Gene Ontology annotation, molecular function: glycerol-3-phosphate dehydrogenase (quinone) activity. Gene Ontology annotation, biological process: glycerol-3-phosphate metabolic process. Gene Ontology annotation, cellular component: glycerol-3-phosphate dehydrogenase (FAD) complex; mitochondrion. Lineage: Eukaryota; Fungi; Ascomycota; Sordariomycetes; Magnaporthales; Pyriculariaceae. The transcript is spliced from 2 exons. The record is from RefSeq and is a predicted model, not a curated record. The coding region runs from base 549 to 2606 and encodes 685 amino acids.
CAACUUUGUCUUUUUGCCUAUUGCAUUUUCCUGCUGCAACCGUAACUCACCAACCACCUUUCUUGGGGUUUCGCGAAGGCUUGUUUCUUUUAUUUUUAUUUAUUAAUUAUUCCUCUUCUCUGUUUUCAUUUCUAGUCCCUUGAAUCCUGGCCUUUUUAGCUUUUUUUUUUGUCUUUUCCCCUUGAAAAUCGCCAAAGGGGACAAGUCAUAAAUAGCAAGGAAGAAGGCUCAUUUGUUUCAGACCUUUUAGAGAAUCACCUAUCAUCCGCACACAAAAAGCAGGGAAAAUCAUUCAUCUCGCUUCUAAGGGAGGUUGGACUGACUGGCCACGGUAAUUCGGUCCAGUGAAGGGCAACUAAAAGACAAAUUUCCCGAGCCCUCUGCGUGGGAUCGGAUCCCGCCAACCCCACGAUCCGGGUAAUAGUCCGGUUUACAGUAUCACGUACCACGCUCCAGGUGUGAGCGCGAGUCGCGCAAAAUAUUCUUCUGCGGUAAACCCGCAGCACCAAGAUUCUCUCUUUGAAUCACUACCUUGAGAACAAUCUACCAUGUCCAGGUUCGCUCGCGGGAGCAUCCUGCGGCGCCUGGCAGCCCCGACGGCCAUCACGGCCCUCGGUGGUAGCCUCGUCCUAUACGCCUAUCGCCCGCGAAACAUCCCGGGCUUUGAGGACCCGGCCGUUCCGCCACCAACCUACGGCGCGGAUGGCACAUUUAAACUUCCCAGGUUUCCGCGCACGAAAUCGCGCGAGGAGCAGAUCGCCAUCCUGCAGCGCAGCUCUGACCCCAAAGCCGCCGACAAGGACGAGGGUGUCUAUGAUAUGCUUGUCAUAGGUGGUGGAGCCACGGGUGCCGGCGUGGCCCUCGAUGCCGCUACCCGUGGACUCAAGGUUGCUUUGGUGGAACGCGAUGACUUUGCGGCCGGUACCAGUAGCAAGAGCACCAAGCUCGUCCACGGAGGUGUUCGAUACCUGGAAAAGGCCGUCUGGGAGCUCGACUAUUCGCAGUAUGAGUUGGUCAAGGAGGCCUUGAAAGAGCGCAAGUACUUCUUGCAGACUGCUCCGCAUCUGAGCUCAUGGCUGCCCAUCAUGCUUCCUUUGGACAAGUGGUGGAAGGUACCUUACUACUGGGCUGGAACCAAGUUCUAUGACUUCCUCGCUGGCAGUGAAGGCAUAGAGAGUUCUUACUUCCUCACACGCAGCAAGGCACUCGACGCUUUCCCCAUGCUGAAGAAGGAGGGCCUUGUCGGUGCUCUAGUCUACUACGAUGGUGCACACAACGACUCCCGUAUGAAUGUCUCCAUCGCCAUGACGGCGGCGCUGUACGGAGCCACGGUCGUCAACCACAUGGAGGUCACGUCUCUUACCAAGGACGCCAACGGAAGGUUGUGUGGCGCAACUGCCAAGGACUUGGUUCCAGCGAGGGAUGGAAAGCCUGCCCCAGAGGUUAACAUUCGCGCCCGCUGCAUUGUCAACUGCACCGGUCCCUUCUCCGACGGUAUCCGCAAGCUCGAUGACUCAUCGGUACAGGAGAUUGUCGCCCCGGCGGCUGGUGUACACAUUGUCCUCCCGGGCUUCUACAGCCCCGCAAACAUGGGCCUGAUUGACCCGCAGACCUCAGACGGGAGGGUCGUGUUCUUCCUCCCAUGGCAGGGCAACACCAUCGCCGGCACUACUGACGACCCCUCCACAAUCGUCAAGGACCCCAUUCCAGACGAGAAGUCGAUUGAGUGGAUCCUCAACGAAAUCCGCCACUAUCUCUCCCCAGAUAUCACCGUCCGUCGUGGUGACGUCCUCGCUGCUUGGGCAGGUCUGCGUCCUUUGGUCAAGGACCCAAAGGCCAAGAACACUGAGGCCAUUGUCCGCAACCACCUUGUAGAUAUUUCGCCAUCGGGACUAGUCACCUGCGCCGGCGGCAAGUGGACCACAUACCGCCAGAUGUCUGAGGAGUGCGUCGACGCCGCCAUUGCCGAGUUUAAGCUCAAGCCUGGCCGCGUCGUCAACGCACCGCGCGUGUCAGGUACUGAGGAGAUUGAUGACGGCGCCGAUCUCGAUGGCUCCUGCCAGACCCACAAGGUCCGGCUCAUUGGAGCCCACGGCUUCAGCAAGAACCUGUUUAUCCACGUCAUCCAGCACUUUGGCGUCGAGACCGACGUCGCCAAGCACCUGACAGAGAGCUAUGGCGAUCGUGCCUGGACCGUCGCGGCCCUGAGUAAGGUCACCGACAAGCGCUUCCCCGCACGUGGCGAGCGCAUCCACGAGCUCUACCCCUUUGUAGACGGCGAGGUCAGAUAUGCGGUGCGCCACGAGUAUGCGCAAUCUGCCAUCGACGUCGUGGCCCGCCGCACGAGAUUGGCUUUCCUGAACGCCCAGGCCACGCUCGAGGUGCUGCCCAAGGUCAUUGACAUCAUGACCGAGGAGCUCAAGUGGGACAAAAGGAGGCAGGAAUUUGAAUGGAAAGAGACUGUCAAAUUCCUCGAGUCCAUGGGUCUUCCCAGGCCUCUCCUGACCGUCACUCGCAAGGAGAUCGAGCAGGGCAAGAUCGACCUCUCGACGUCGCUUGAGUACAAGAUGUACACCAGGCAUGAUAAGCCGGUGGAGGAGCUGUAAAUGAACCAUGCUUGCACCAAGGACCUCUUGGCCAAGUCGGAUUUUUGCAUCCCACUCAAGGUUUCAUCAACAAACGGAACCAUCUCUUCCUCAAAUACUCAACCUUCCCUUCACUCACCAAAAAUUAUUGUUUCGUUUGUAUGAUAUAAUUAUAUGUGCCCUGCAUCUGCUCGUACAUAUUUCAGACCUGCAUCGCCAUACCGAACUUGGAGGCCAUAUUUUAUUCUUUGACAACGGUGGUCUUUUCUUCUUUUCUCUCGAUUGGUUGGAGUUAUCGGUCGGCGGCUGUAUGUGGUCUUAUUUCUGGAUAUCUCGCAAAAUGGGGGUAUUGGAGAAUGGAGGCAUUUUUGAUUUUCAAUCCAUAUAUCCUUUCUAUGUCCCCAGUCCCCCGAUCCUUUUGAAAUCGAUAUUCCCGACUAGGACUUUGUUAGUCUGAUCCAUAUCAAUGGUGACGCAAACGCGUCCAAGCACCCUCGUGAUGCUGGGUGUAAAAUCCAGCCCCUUGGUAUCAUGGCCUCUUAUUCUUUCGCUACUCCCAUCCUGUCUGUUCUAGGUGAUGGCUGCGACUUGCAUCUGCGUCCAGCAGGGGAUCAAAAAAAGGACCCUUCGCGAGAAGAGACCAAGAUCAGACUCGAGAGCAGCAGGUACCGCGGAGCAGAAACGUUGGAUAAAAAGGUGAAAACGCACGCAGAGUUGCCACAGAUAUAUAUUAUCAGGGUCGUCUGAUUUUCCGCUCUGUUGGUUCACUACCUAAUGGGAUGGCAGGACGUAAUGCCAUGACGAAUACAAUCAUGAUCUAUAUGUCAUGAUAUAAUUUUCUGGUUUCUUUUUUUUUUGUUUCUCCUUGUCCAACCAUCCAUUGCCGUGAUGAGAGCUGACCUGCCCUCAUCUGGUCCCGCCUCACAAGCCAGUCAGCGUUGCAGGAUUAUGACGUCGCUCUUUUGACAGCGUGAAAGGCGACGCGAGGUAUUGGUAACCCCUGAUUGCAUCUCCAAGAUAGGUGUCUGGGUAUUGCCUGUCUUGUGUUACUUGAGCGAUCGUAUACUAGGAGACACGUAAAUUUCUAGGUCUAAUGGUAUUGUGUAGUCUCACGUG